UACACUGCACGUUUAAUUACGCGUUAAACGAUUAAUUUUACAAAUCCACCGAGCCAUUUAAUUCACCUUCCAACUAACGUCCCUUCUCACCCUUCGUUCGCGGGUGUACGCCGCGAAUCGAACUAACAAACCCUGGAGAGGAAACUUCUCGAAUCGAAGAUGACGAUCCACGAACGAUACGCGAAAAGAUUACGUUUCUCGAAUGACGAAUAGUCAGAAUAACAGACGUCUUAAGCCACUUAACCGAGGAUUUCCAACGGCUCUUUGAUGUUUCGCGCACGAGGGUCCGCAGUGAUUUUCCACGGGGUUGUAUUCUAAUUUCACGACGGUAGUGGCGAUGGAAUUGACCGCGACGCAGGUGGGUCGUUGGCCAGGAGCAAAGACAAUUGCCGAGCCGCUCGGGGAUCAGUCGCGUCGCGAAAGCGGCUUACCAGGGAGAAAAUGAAAUUUAAUUAACUGGAAACGACGCGGAAUCGCCGCUCGUCACGCGGCGCUCGCGUGAGCCACGACGCCUACGCGUCAUGGACUAGUAUUCUUUCAGCAGUGGCUAAAUGUAACUGCAGCUUUUAGACGGACGUUAUUUUCGUUCGUCCGAGAUAAAUUAAAUAUUCGCGUGGGUGAUAUUGUUGAACAUUUUUACUAAUUAAUUAAUCCAUUCAACGGUGGUCUCUAAUUAACGAGAUUUUCUCUAACUGGAAAGGAAUCAAGAACCGACAUUUCAAAGUCUUGGCCGUGGACAUCAUCAGCCCUUAAUGAAUCCAACGAGUCAGAUGUAAAAAGAAAAUUGCUCCAAAGAGUAGAAAGAGGAAAACUGCUCUAUUAGUUACAGUGAAUCGAUGGAAUUGCGCGUCAGACAGUUCCGCGAUAUCCUUAAAUCCACCCCGCUCUCUUCCAAACAAUAUUUCGUCCACGAAGAUCUCUCUUAAAAUUUUUUCCUCUGCUAUCGAGCCGCUAUAAAAUUUUCUAAAAUACAAAAUCGCGAAAAAACAACGAUACAAAGGGACGUGAAAGCCGGAGGUCGAUCGAUGUGUGCGAUUUAACGUGAAAUGGCCUGCGUCGAGCGCGAGGGACGGCAGGGGCGGAAAAACAAAGGAGGGUGGCGCGGGGGCGGCAAGGGUGGUAGGCCGGAGUGAAAUCGACGAGGGUUGGGAGAACGGGAAGGCGGAUGGGACGCGCGGGUUCGCCAAUACAAAAAGGGAACCUGGAGAUUAUGAUCUUCCAUUCGUUCGCUCGUUCCAAUUAUUUUGUCCAAUUAAAAUAUCGAUUUUCUCCCCCCGCCCCCUGUCGUGGCUCUGCCUGCCAGUACGUUCGCCUUUUACCGUGUCGUCGUCCUCCCCUUACCCCUCGUCUGCCUCCCCACCCCUUGCAUUCUACCCCAUGUUUCGCAGACAACCCUCGAUCAGAGGCGAAAGCGAAUUUUUCGGCGCCCCACGCCAAACAAAUCGACGUUUCUUCUCGUUUCACGAUCGCAAGGUUCGAAUUUGUUUUCUCAAUGAUUUCUCUUUCGCUCUUUCGAUGGUUUUCUUUAAACGAAACGUUUGACGACGUUUUUAUGAAGCGAAUCACGAUUGGCGGUUUGAAGCGUGGCGGUGUUUACGGCUUUUUAAUUAUACACGCUUGCAGUACUUUCAAUCGAUAUCAAAGUCGAACGACCUUAUCUUUCGUAGAAGCGACGGACGAAGACCUCGAAGUUUCUGUAGACACCUGGAACGAAACAACUGUAUUUCUUUCGACACACUAAUUUUUAAUUGGAUAAAUAUUUAUGAAGUUACACAAGUGAUUUUACCUUAGUGUUUGCUCGUACACCGAACAAUAAGAAGUGUACACAACCUUGACGUAUUGAAUGCUACCGAGGAUAAAUGGAGCUCGAACGUUUUCUUUUGCCACCCUGCUUAUUUGCGUCAUUACCAUUCGUGACGUUAAUAAAUUUCGAGUCCAUUGAUUUUAAUACAAAUAAAUACAGAGAUAAUAUAUCCUUUAGAAGUCGAAGAUAUUCCAAGUGCUCUAAGCAAAAUAUAAAAUAUUCGAUAAUGUUUUAAGGCUUCGGUUAAACUUUCCGAGUUUAUCGAGAGGCGACGAACCCCGAUCGGCGUAUUUCAAUGACUCCGCUAAUAGAAUUUGUCGAAACGAUCAGCCAGGCAAAUGUUUUCGAGGGCAAAUCAAUCACGAGCGUUUCGCGAAUUGCAGACCGGCUCUCGGUUUCGUUGUUUUUUACGGGAAGAAAUUAUCCCUCUAAACGGCUAUUAGACACGACCGGCGUGUGGAAGUUCUCUGAGAAUAGACGAUCUAAUUCCGUGAACGGGAGGAAGGGAGGAACGGAGAAAGCUCCGUCGGAUGGUGCGAGAGAAAGAGGUGGGGGAUGAAGGGCUGGAGGGGUUGGAGACGGACCACCGUGAUUGCAAUUUUAACGCCAAUUUGACUUGAAUCUCUUCUGGACGAAAGAAAUAGUGUUUUCAUGCUCAAUAUAGCGGCGUGCUAAUAAUUAACGGCCACGCUGCGCCACUUUGUCGUUUAAACGUAAAGGGUGUCCCAAUCGUAUCGGUUCAGCAAGUUCCACCGUAUCUUCGAAAUACGUAAUAUUAUUCCAAGCUGAUAUUAUUUUAUAUUACACUAAUAGUUCUACAUCUUUUGAUUUAAUUCUAUCCAAUUGCUAUUCUUCGAUAAUAAUAAUACUAUGCCUUACAUCGUGUUGUCCGAUGUUCGAAAUACGACGUAGGUAUCGCCAAUUAUCUCGAUUCUCAGCUCACCGAAAUUUUUUCUUUUUAACAGACCUCCCCAAAUACUCCUACAACGUCGAUCCAAACAGAAACCGUUUUGUUAUCCGUUUUUUCUUUUUUUUUUUUUUAAUUUCGUCUAAAAUACGAAACUCCGGGUCUGCCGAAACGCGCAUGCACGCGGCAACGGUCCCGGGAAAGAUCAAGCGAAACUGGAUGACACACCGUGUACGUGUACCGAGCGGGUCUUGCGGAGCUAGCGGGUGGUCCUCAUUAUGUCGGCUUCCCCACCGCUCAGCCGUCCUAUCUAUUUAACGUAUCGUUUGCCUUGGUAACCAUCCAAAUUGGCCCAUCCCUCUCUAUGCGCUGCCAGUCACCAUCUCUGCCGAUCUCACUUGUGUUCUCCUUAAUUAUUCGGUAGCCGAUGUUUAAUAACGCCACCGUUGCGCGUUUCUCGCCAACGCUCUUCGACCCGAUCCUUAAUAGAAAACACUCGUUUCCCGCGAACGGUGACGUCGAGUCGUUCCUCGAUGAUCGACUAUGCGAAGACCAGGGACGAUGUUCCGUUUAUAGUUCACAGGGACAAUUAACGAGGGAAGAUUUUAGAAGAAAUCGUCGUUUUGCAGAAAUUAAGAGAUAUUUUAUCGAAGUUUAUAUAUUUCUGAAGAUAGGCAAGGAAGAAGGUCGUAAAAAGAGAUUCGUUUUAUCUACCAAACGUUACAACGACAUUUACGUUGGCUAUUUUCUAUGCCUCUGCAUCUUUGAAUUUCUCACAAACGUAUAAACACGCGUAUUAUAGAUUCGACGGAAAUUUCGAUAGUAUCGUUUCUUCGCUGAAAGCUCUCGUUGGUUCGGCAAACCGUUGGAAGUAUUCGCGUCAAUCUCGGUUGUUCGAGAUCCGGCAUUUCCCGUUCCCGCUACAAUUCCAUCGAGACAGAAUUAAUUCAUCGUUACAGGAAGCUUGUACGUUGUUGUACGUUGCUGUGUUGGUUUCUUCGGAACCGCGUUUAAUUUCAGAAUUUCAAUAGCCGCGUGAUCGACGUGGGUCCUGCCGCUUCUUGCUACCCACGGUUAACCGGAAGCAGCGUGGUGGUUAAGAUACCGAUACGAGGCCGAUGAAUUCGAAAGUCAAUGGCCCGUAAACUUUAACGGCUGUUGUUAACGAAAGACAUCUCAUUUCGCUUUGUUAAAUCGUUUUACGAUCCCCUUUGUCGAAGUCGUGAUUUCUUCCUGACCAACUAUCGCGUUGUAUUACAAAGUUUCUAGAGAUCUGCGAGUUUUCCCGAGUUUAUCGUAGUCACAACUCUGUAUUGCAGAAUCUAGUCGCGAUACAGAGCGGACGAAGCGUUCGUAAAUUCAAUAAGCUAUAACUGACCGAUAACGCGCGCGUAAACCGAUUUCCCAGCUGGGAACCGCGUUGGAGGCCGAUCUGUCCAGGUCGAAACUAUGUACAAUUACCGUUUUAAUCUGCAGUUUCGAGGGCCAUAAAUAUCCGCGGAGCCGCUCAUCGACACCGACAAAGAGAACGCGGCAGAGAUGCCGGCAGGGAAGUUUGCGCGAGCAAAUUUAUUGCCGCGGCCGAUUCCACGCGGACCAAGCGUCUAUGAGCUUUUAUUCCGCCGCGGUAUCGACAGCCUCGAUCGGCGUUCUUCUCUGGUCGCGCGGGGCUUUUCGGCCGAGUCACCGUGACAAUUAAUCGCCGUCGUGCUUCGUUCCUGCGGUAUUCGCGUUUCGAGCAAAAAUAUAAAGGAGAUUUUCCGUGAUUUUUAACGUUACUCUGCCUGGCUUUUUGUUGGCCGAUGGUAAUCUGUAGAUUGAAAACCGUGGAAACAAAGCAAGGGGAGGAUGAAGAACCGAAGCGAUUUUUACUACGGAGCUUUUCGCGUUUCUAACCGAGUAUAUUAUCGCGUAUUUUACUCGAACAUACCGAGAUAAACCAUUCGAACGUUACCGCAAAACAAAUGGAUUAAUUUAAUGAAAACACAUUGAGGAUAACGUAGUUGCGCUCGGUCUGACCAUAAUCGGGUUAAAUCUACUGUAAUGUAAUCAAACCGUUCUAUGAUUUAAACGCGGCCUGGCGCCAUCUAAUAUCGAAUUUAUCCGCGUAAAUACAAUCUACAAAUCCACCGUCGCUCCAUUUGUGCCAAGGGAAACGAUCACGCCAAAAACGGCCACGUCCGAUGGAAAAAAUACAGCAAGCUUCCUAAAACGUUUUCCUACGGUCCAGUUCUUGCAACGUUACGGAAGACAACGCGGAUAGAAGCGAAACGGAAUCGUUUCCAUCGAUCCCUGACGAAGAUAUCGAUCCCCUUUGGCGGGCGGAUGAAGUGGCAGCGCGAGACGGCGGAAGUUCGCGCGAUGAAAUUUACGGCUGCAGCCAAUUCCGCGCAAAUGGAAGAGCAUCUAUGAGGUUUUAUUCGGCCUGGUUAUCGCUGCCACCUAUCGGCAGGCAUUUGUUUUUGCUUAUCGGCGGGGCUACGUCAAGCCCGUGUAGGGGGAGGCCACCGUAAAUAUGACGGACGGAUGCGACGAUGGGAUCUCAGCGGCGUCAGAACAAACGAGCGCCACGGACCCGAGGUCCCGAAAGUCUCGUACUCGGCUCGAUCGAGGGGGAUGAACGGCCAAGAGACCUCCAGCGCCGACAGGGCUCCCGUUCGACUCCGAAUCGAUAUACCUGGCUGCGCGAACAAACGAAAUCUGCCAGGAGAAAGGGCUGCUCGAACAAGCGCUAUCUUCCAGUUCUUUCCUCUCUUCGCCCCUUUUCUCACGUCUAUACUCCUCUUAUACGCAUCUCCGCUCUUCCAAAAGUUUCUUCCCCGUGUUUCUACUGCUACGUUUCUCCCUACGUUUCUCUCCCUCGUUAGAGCGAUCAAGGAAUCCGUAUUACGCGAACGACGCGCGACGGAUCCGUAGUCGUUCGAUUAUACCGUUUGAUCAGUUGGAGCGUGAUCGAUCACAGGGAAAGCCGGUCGUUACUUCCACCUGAGAUUUCGAAACGUCAGAACGUAUCAAUAACAACGCGAUGAUCGAAAGCACUCGAGGCGAGCCUGCAUUUUUCCUCUCUUAAUCACCGACCCUAAUUGGUCAAUUACGCUCAUUACCGUCUCCUACGGUAGAGAGGCGAGUCGAACGAUAAAAUCACUUUUCUCUCUCUCUCUCUCUCUAUAUAUAUAUAUAUCGCUAUCUCUAUCUCUUUCCUUCGCUCUGCUUCUCUCACCCUCUCUCUCUCUCUCUCUCUCUCUCUCUCUCUCUCUCUCUCUCUCCCUCUCGUCCGUGUGCAUCAGCAGAGGAGGUAGCUCCCCACCAGAGAACCGUAUCCAUGGGUAAUCCCUGCCUGGCGUGCCUCCCCUGAAACCGAGCUGGACGUAGUUGCAAGAGAGAAACUUAUCCCUGGCAGGGAAAAAUCCGCGGGUAUAUAGCUCUGGUUCGACUCCGUUUCACGGUAGAGGAACCCGGCCAUGGAGGCGGAGCGAGCAGAGCCAUGCCCCUUCUGCCGCCUCGAGGCCUCGCCCACUUUUGAAUUUCCCCUUUCUCGCAUUUUCGUCCCCUCCUCGAACCAUCGUUCCCGCUCUGACAACGUCUCUUUUCAAACAACGGCUGGGUCUCCCACUAACCGAGGCGCCUCCACCCGCAAAACGAAAAAGUCCGAGCGCCGCAGUCGACGAUGGUCAAAGUCAGUCGACACGGAGAGCUCGAGUCGAGUAGAGGCUAGUCCACGUUAGCUGGCCGGCAGAUCCAUCGAUCCGUCGAUCCUCGGCUCACCUGUCAAACGCGUCACGCAUCAUUCCUCACGCGUUUCCGUGAUUAUUCUUGGACAAUUGUCGUCGAGUGUCACUCGAAGAUCAUCGGAUAGCUACAUAUUCGAUCGUUUCGCUUUCUUCGACGUUGAGUCGCGUCGAUGAGAUCGUGUGGAAUCAGUGAGAAAGACAUUUCGUUGAAUCACGGACAUUCUAUUUCUCCUCUCGCAUCGGCGACAAGAUACUCGACAAAGGUAUCGGCAAGAUGAGAGCAUAGAAGAUCGAAGAAGAUUUACUCAGAGUGACUCAGUGAAGAGAUAUAGAUUUACAGAGGUGUUCAAUCGCGGUCUAAGAAUGACAGUACUAAGGAUGACCUCCCCGGUGACGCCUCCAUCGAGCAGUCCAGGUUCCCACGAGGCCCAGGCGCCCCAGCCGACAUCGAAACCGGUGCAUCGAUUGAGCUUCUCCGUCGCGGCCUUGUUAGCCGACACUAAAAAGUCGGACUCCUCCAGGCAAGAAACGUCCUCCGUAUCACCCAGAUCAUCACCCGUGGCCUCUUACUCCCCCGUGAGACAGGACAACCUACCAGUCAGUCCGAAUUCCGCGUUACAAAAACAUCCAGGUGACUACAGAUCGAGAUACCUGUCGGUGUCUCCGAGCGUCCAGGAACAUAGACGGAUCGCACACGGCUCCCUGGACGCGAGAGCGUUGACCAGGUUUCCCGAGAUCGAGGUGGACAGGGUAGAAUCCCCCGGUCAACGCUCCAGAACGCUGGAUUACGCGGUUCGAACCUCCACGGACUCGGGAUCCACGUCGGAAGUCGCACCGUGUUCCUCGUCUCCCAAAGUCGUCACGGUCGGUCACUCGGAUUUCGGUCCACAAUCUCCAAGAAGCAGCUCUCACGAAGCCAGGUCCAGGUGUUCGGAACCGGAAGACAUCGAGGAAGAGGACGAGAACAGUCUAGUCGACGUGGAGGACCUACAGCAUCAGCACCAGGGAAGCAGUCCGACGCCGGUCAGACCGACUCCAGCGUAUAUCGGAGGAUUCUCCAGUUUGGGAAGCAUCUCUGGCAUUCCAGCCGGGCUACAUCCCGCGGUUUGGGGUGGCGGACAUCAGGGUGCAGCGGCAGCAGCAGCCGCCGCCGCCGCCGCCGCUGCCACAGCGAGCUUCUUCCCCUCGCACUUCUCUCAUCACGCGCCAUUAAACGAGAACGGAGAACCGGCCAAGAUCAAGUGCAACCUGAGGAAACACAAGCCGAACCGGAAGCCGAGGACGCCUUUCACCACGCAACAAUUGCUCGCGCUCGAGAAGAAGUUCACCGAAAGGCAAUACCUCAGUGUCGCCGAGAGGGCCGAGUUCUCCUCCUCUCUUCAUCUCACCGAGACCCAGGUGAAGAUCUGGUUCCAAAAUCGUCGCGCGAAGGCGAAGCGUAUGCAGGAAGCGGAGAUCGAGAAAUUGCGGAUGUGCGCGGUCAGGCAGCAGCACACGACGCUGUACGGCUCUCAUCCGGGACUCUUGGCCCCGGCUAGUCUGUAUCCCGUCGGAAUGCUGUCUCAUCCCGGUUUAACGCCUCAUCAUCCGAUCUCUCAGCACUCGUCCAGAGAAUGAAAGCGACAGGAGGAGCCAGAGACUCGCCACGAUCGGUAGUGAACCGACCUGUCCUCGAUCCAACGAUCGAUUCUUCUGCGAAACUGUUUCUGGAUCCGUUUGGAACGGAAGGAAGAACGAAGAAAAAAUGAAUCGAAGGAAGAACGUAGGAUCCGUGAGUUUUGAGAUGUCAGAGGACAAACAAGAGAAACGGACGAAACUGUCGUGAAAUGAAAUUCACAGAGUAUCGAAGAACGGAAGAGGAUGAUCAGCGAGAAGUCGAACGGAUGCCGGCCGGACUCGUGCAAGACGAAUCCACGUGUUUCGGUGAGAAAGUGAUUCAGAGCGUAGAGAGGUGCUCGAUCGCGAGUUAGAAGCAUCGACAAGAAGACAAUACCUUCGAAGUGAAAUACCUUUAUGAGAAGUCUAACCAAAGUGAAACGCGUCUCCGAGAAGAGAAACACGAUUCUGGAUGAAUUUGUGGACUCUCUCUUCGAACGAUCGAAUCGUUCAAGUAAUGAACUUGUCUGGUGAAAGACGACGGGGAGAGAGAGAGAGAGAGGGACCCAAAGAACAAAACGUCACUUCUAUGGGCAGCCAUAGUGUAUCGCGAAUUUGUGCCAAUAUCAGACAUGCUCCCGUGUCUUGUACAUAGAGUGUAAAUAAUCGUUCUCCAGUUGAAAGUUUACGUAGCCUUGUAAAUAGGAUGUUCGCGAGAUGAACGAUAGUUCUAACCUGCAAGGAACGGUGGAUCGAAGCCGCCGAGGCCUGUUUUCCAAUUUUGUAUAAAUGUAAAACCGUCGCCAAGAGAGUAGCAGAGUUUAUUUAAUAAACACACAGUAUAGAAUUAA
This is a messenger RNA of Bombus pyrosoma, 8889 nucleotides long. RefSeq names its product homeobox protein MSX-1-like. The transcript has 3 exons. Gene Ontology annotation, molecular function: RNA polymerase II transcription regulatory region sequence-specific DNA binding; DNA-binding transcription factor activity, RNA polymerase II-specific. The record is from RefSeq and is a predicted model, not a curated record. Gene Ontology annotation, biological process: regulation of transcription by RNA polymerase II; embryonic morphogenesis. Gene Ontology annotation, cellular component: nucleus. Bases 6806 to 8059 code for a protein of 417 amino acids. NCBI's taxonomy places the organism in Eukaryota, Metazoa, Arthropoda, Insecta, Hymenoptera, Apidae.